CCUAUCCCAGUUGACCUUGGGGACCCUAAACAGGUCGAAAUUUCCUUCUUGUAAAUUAAAACAGUAUUUUGUACUUAAGGGUUUCCUUGCCAAACAUGCCGUUUCGUGUAGUGAACCACAGGGUGUGCUCUUGUGCAGAAAGUGGAUUUUGAACCCUCCCUCAAACGGACAUCUUUGACCACUGUGCCCAGAAUACUUUACCACAUUGCAACUUUCUACACCGUAUAACGGAAUUGAAUUGAACCAUCGAUUAUGGCUGAUAAAACAAGCUCUGGAGAUAGCACCGUCCACCUGGGUGUUAAGGAUUAUUAUGGAAAGACUUUGCAGAAGACGUCAGAUCUUAAGAGUAAUGCUUGUGUGGCUGAAGUUGGGCCUCUGCCAAAAUUCAUUCUCCAAGCUUUGAAGAAAGUCCAUCCUGAUGUGACUGACAGAUACUAUGGUUGUGGCCUGACUGUGCCAGAGUGUUUGGAGGGGUGCAGGAUUCUGGACUUGGGCUGCGGGAGUGGCAGAGAUUGCUACAUGCUAAGUCAAUUGGUGGGAGAAGCUGGCCACGUCACUGGCAUCGACAUGACGGAGGAUCAGUUGGAAGUGGCCAGGAAGCAUGUGGACUUUCAUAUGAAGGAGUUUGGCUACCAAAAGCCCAAUGUUACCUUUGUUCAGGGCUUCAUUGAGACCUUAACAGAGGCAUCUCUGGAAAAUAACUCUUUUGAUAUAAUAAUCUCCAAUUGUGUGGUGAAUCUUUCUCCAGACAAGAAGAAAGUCCUGACUGAAGCCCACAGUGUGCUCAAGGAUGGUGGCGAAUUUUUCUUCAGUGAUAUGUACUGCAAUGGAAGACAAACUGACGAAAUAAAGAACAACAAAGUUCUCUGGGGUGAGGGUUUCGGUGGUGCACUUUGGUACAAAGAUCUUCUACAGUUGGCUGAGGAAGUUGGAUUCAGACCCCCAAGACUUGUCAAAGCCAAUGUCAUAACUGUUGACAACAAAGAUAUACAAGCCAUUCUGGGCGACUUCAAGUUUGUUUCUGCCACAUACCGUUUGUUUAAAGUCCCGAAAGGUACCUCAAAACCAUGUAAAGUAAUUUACAAAGGAAACAUUACCGGAGCAGAGGACGCUCUCCACUUUGACUGUCAGUACACCUUCAAGACUGAUAAAGUGGAGAAGGUCGAUGGUGAAUUAGCUGACAUCCUGACCCAUUCCAGAUUUGCUCAGGCCUUCACGCUCCAGCCACAAGAAGGCUCUUGUGGACCUUGCGCAAUCAAACCAAAGGCAGUCUCUGGGGAUCCGUUUGAGCUGGCUGUGCAGCUGCAGAAACAGAGUACAGGCUCAGCCACAGGGGGAUGCUGCAGUACACAGUCUGUGACCUGCCAAUGAUUGCAGGAAUAGUGCAUGACUGCAGCAGAAUCUCAGCAUCUCAUUGUAAUCACUGGGCAGUAUACCUGUUUAUUUGUAACACACUUUUUGUUUAUUUUACUGUUUGUGGGUUUAACCAAACUAUGUCAAAUCUCAAUAAAGUAGACUUUGUAUAUGA
Corythoichthys intestinalis (scribbled pipefish) is the source of this 1528-nucleotide messenger RNA. RefSeq names its product arsenite methyltransferase-like. Gene Ontology annotation, molecular function: arsenite methyltransferase activity. Gene Ontology annotation, cellular component: cytosol. The transcript is spliced from 11 exons. NCBI's taxonomy places the organism in Eukaryota, Metazoa, Chordata, Actinopteri, Syngnathiformes, Syngnathidae. The record is from RefSeq and is a predicted model, not a curated record. Gene Ontology annotation, biological process: arsonoacetate metabolic process; toxin metabolic process. Bases 253 to 1371 code for a protein of 372 amino acids.